AACAAAAGAAGAAAGAGCAUCUCUCUCUCUAAAACUAAAUUUCUCUCUCCAUUUCUUAUCCAAACACACCACACACAGUAGAGAGAGACGAAGAAGAAAGAAAGCUGAACUCUAGAGAGAGAAAAUCAAAGUUUUAGAGACGCAGGGAAGCUAAAAUCCUCUAUUGUUUCUCGAUCUUUCUCUCCAUUUCACAUCCUAACACACCACACACAGUAGAGAGAGAAGAAUUGAAGGUUUAGAGAGAGAAAAUCGAAGUUUUAGAGAGAGAGAAAAUCGAAGUUUUAGAGAGAGAAAUCUGAUGCUUUUGGAGAAGAAGGAAAAGCUAAAAUCCUCGGUUUUUGCUCGAUCUAGAGAGAAAUCGGAGUUUUAGAGAGAGAAAUUAAAGUUCUAGAGAGAUAAAGUGCGUGUUUUUUGAGACGAAAGAAAGCAAGUUUUAGAGAGAGAAAAAAUCGAAGUUUCAGAGAGAAAAAAUCGAUGUUUUAGAGAGGGAAAAUCGAAGUUGCAGAGAGGAAAAUCCAAGUUCUAGAGAGAGAAAAUCGAUGUUUUAGAGAGGGAAAAUCAAAGUUUCAGAGAGAGAAAAAAAAUCAAAGUUCUAGAGAGAGAGAAAAUCGAAGUUAUAUAGAGAGAAAGUGAGUGCUUUCUGAGACGAAAGGAAGCUAAAAUCCUCUGAAAACAGAAAUUUUAGAGAGAGAAAAAUGAUGUUUUAGAGAGAGAAAGGGAGUCCUCUCGAAGACGAAAGGAAACCUAAAAAAAUCCUUUGUUAUUGCUCGAUCUAGACCGAGAAAAUCAAACUUUUUUUUUCCUUCUUAUUUAGGUCAUGAGGAGAGGUAGACCAACGGCGGCGGCAGCAGCGAAACCUAACGGAUCUGAAGGAUUAAAAGAAAUUAGGUUUCGUGGUGUCCGAAAACGGCCAUGGGGUCGAUUUGCAGCAGAAAUUAGAGAUCCAUAUAAGAAAAGUAGGGUUUGGUUAGGUACAUUUGAUUCAGCUGAGGAAGCAGCUAAAGCUUAUGAUACAGCUGCUAUUACUCUUCGUGGACAUAAAGCCAAAACUAAUUUCCCUUUACCUCAACAUAAUCAACAAUUCAAUCAAAUAUUAAACCCUAACGACCCGUUUAUUGACCCGAGAUUUCAAACUCCCAUUGUUUGUCAAAGACCUACAUCUAGUAGUAUGAGUAGUACAGUGGAAUCUUUUAGCGGUCCUAGACUGCCACCGCCACGUCAGCAAACGGCGGCGAAACCGAUGAGGAAACAUCCUCGAUCGCCGCCGGUUGUGCCGGAUGAUUGCAGGAGCGAUUGUGAUUCGUCGUCUUCUGUAGUUGAAAAUGGUGAAUGUGAUAAUGAGAAUGAGAAUGAAAACAUUGUUUCGUCGUCUUUGAGGAAACCGUUGCCAUUCGAUCUUAACUUUCCUCCGGUGAUGGAUGAUGUUUAUGCGAAUUCGGAUGAUGUUUACUGCACGGCGCUAUGUCUUUGAUGGAAAAAUGUUUUCAAAGUUUCGAUGUUUCUACCAUUCGAAACCCCAUUUGUUGAAAAAAGGGGUUGAAAGAAAAGAAAUCACAGUUUUAUAGCUAUUGCUAUGAGUCUGUUGCUGGAAGAGAUUUUAAAUCUUCAAUUUGCUUAUCCUAUUUAAUAGAUGGAUCAGUGUGUCUGAUAAUUGAUCUGAUUAUGUGUCCUUCGACUAUAUAUUUGUUGUGGGAUAAUGUAGUCCUUUAUUGUCAGUUGAAGCCAGAUUUAUAUACAUUGACAUGUAAAAUUAGAGGGAACUUUCAGUUCCAGUGUUGUUAAGUAUGAUGAUAUGUACUCUUUCAUUACUUUAUGUCAGAAUCAAGACUUCAUUUGAUCAAAUAUUAGUUGACAUGUGUUUAUUGUCAUA
Messenger RNA from Lycium ferocissimum, 1870 nucleotides. Its product is annotated as ethylene-responsive transcription factor 3-like. The coding region runs from base 818 to 1471 and encodes 217 amino acids. The record is from RefSeq and is a predicted model, not a curated record. Gene Ontology annotation, biological process: regulation of DNA-templated transcription. The transcript is spliced from 2 exons. NCBI's taxonomy places the organism in Eukaryota, Viridiplantae, Streptophyta, Magnoliopsida, Solanales, Solanaceae. Gene Ontology annotation, molecular function: DNA binding; DNA-binding transcription factor activity.